AUCCCGUAAUUCAUUACCUUCAUUCUAAAUACACAUCAAGACCAUUAAGAAUCUAACAACGAACUUAACCCCCUUGGGGUUGCUUGCUUUCCAUUUUCUCACUUUUAUAUGGAAUCAUUCAUUCUCGCUUCGCCUCUAUGAUUUUUCAGUCGACAUAAGAUUUUUUUUCUUUUUUCACCACGCAUUUUUCGCCUAUUCAUCGAGUAUUUAUUCUAUGUGCGGUCUGAAAAGGUAAAUUAUGGUUCUCAAAGGGGUGUGCGUUUGGUGCCGAAAUGCAUAUUAUGUGCACAGUGUGGUGACGAUCUGACUGGGUAGGGCAAUAUAGAUCUGUCAGAACACAAUCAGGACUAGUCAAGAGCGGAAUAUGUACGUGGGCUUACCCUCGACAGUUCCGAAGAGCCAUUCUUGUUUCGUGAAGUCAGAACUGAAUAUAUUUUGUCUAGUUGUAUCUAAAUAAGAUAUUGUGCAUGAAUGUAUCAAACAACAACGAGUCGCCCGGUAUUUUCUGGAAUUAUUCAGGUCUGUCUCGGACACAAUCGAGGUUUUCAUGAUACCAGCGUUCUGUACACACAAUACCACACGUUGCGUAUGAAUGCACAAGCGAGUGUGAAGGCCACAGGACUGACAUGAAAAAUUGUAGUUUCUCUUUAUAUUCCAUGAAAAACACUGAGCAUUUGGAGAAAAUAAAUGGAUAAAGCCAAACGAUGACCAUUGAAUGUAUAUACGCUGUGGAAAGAGACUAGAAUUUUUUAAGUGUGACAACAUGCUGGUGAUGCUCGAGGACGAAGUCGUUUGCUGCAGGUCUUUCUGCUUGUAACUAGGAAAUAGCCAACCAAAUUGGUGAUCAUCGAAGGCUACUAUUUCAAAAAUAUCAAAUUUAUCAUCUAGACGACAAUAUAAAUGGUAAAGUUUUACUUCCAUUCAUAAAUUCCCCCAAAUAAAACCAAAAAAUAGGUGUUCAAAAGACAUUUGAUUUUCGCUGAUUCAAGGAAAACCGAUCACUUCUUGAAGAUGGGUUCUUCAUCAGUGCCUCUCGUCCUGUACAUCUUCGUCAAGUCCAGCGUCCAGGACACUCGCCAGAGGAUACACGAGAACGUCCAGAACAUUGCCAUAGCGUUCCCAAAGGUGGACUUUCGUGUCCAUCGGAUGGGGUCAGACAGGGUCUUCGAUGACAUGUUAGAUCUGUUCCUCAAGGGUCUCAGUGAGAGUGAUAUCUGCAGGCUACAGGGUAUCAUUGUCAACGGCUUUGGUCAGAACCCGACGGGUGCUCUGGGAGACAAGGAAUUCAGUGGUGCCUUCUUCAAGAUGGUACUUCUUGCCAUGUUGAGGAGAAGAUCAAAUUCUUCACAACGGAUUGCCGUUGUGUGUGCACAGAGUUUCAGCCACACUUUCACCCAGCAUGCCGACUCGAUCCCUGCACAAACCUCCGAAGUCUUCCAGCUCAUCCCGCUGACCACCAGCUACCAGCCUUACCAGGUCAAAACCGAUUCGAUACCACGACCGAUCGGAUUAUCCGUCGACAUCCAGAAACUGGUCGGUCACGUGUUCCAGUCCCCCUGCGCCAACGUCUUCCAACGGCACAACGAAACGAUGCACGGAGUUAGCUCGAUUGUGAGGAGUGCCCACUUCUAAUGCUUAUUGCUUUGAUAUUUUUUUAAAGGUUGUCCGUGUUGAUGGUUGCAAGCAAGUUAUUUUCUUCAGUUAAAUGGCGUCAUGAGGCUAAGUGUGACAUAUACAUGUCCAGAGCCCUAGCUGGCUUUGUCGCUAACUUAAUUACACUCGGUCACACCACGACAUAAGCCUACAUCGGCAUUUGCCUGACAUAGCAAUUAUAUGUCAUGUUGCCUUUCCACCAACCAUACAGUCCCAAACCGAUCAAUUCUGUUUUACGUUUUUCGGUUUGGAUCGGUUUGGGCAUAGACCUACUAGUUCCAUGGUUUGUGUGACAAUACUGGUAUGUUCGUUUUGAACACACAAUACGAAGCAUCAUGGCUUUCUGGCUAUGGUAACUAACCGUGACUUAAUAUAGGUGAAAAGACAAAUGGCGGAAGAACGUAUGGUCUUUGACCUUUGAAAAAAAAGCAUCUCCGAAUCGCAGCAUCUCCUAUAAACUUGUUUCUGUAAAUCCAACCAAAAAUAGUCUUAUUUUUCAAAUUUAUUUCAAUGGAUCUAUUUCCAUGACUUCUUUUCUCGGCAUGGUUGGGACUACUGUAACUGCGAUAUUAUUUGACCUUUGCUGACAGUAAUCGUGGUAAUUCCAUUGGCGAUUAGCCAUUUUGUCUUUGCCAUUAAUUUUGAAAUAAUUGUGGAGAUCUUCGGUAAUGAUAUAGCUAAUGAUGUUGUGUAAUCACGACUUGUAUUAUCAUGUUAUUUUGAGUCAACUUUACAACUCGAAGUCAAGAUAUCUCCCUGCAAUUUUUAGUAUAUGAAGUAGUACAAAUUAUAGAAGGAAUUUAGUGAUUUAGUUGAUUAAGAAUUUUGUUGUUUUAUGAUAAUAUCUCAAUGUCCAUCGGAUUUGGCGGAUGAAAGCACAAUUUAGUGAGGCGUCGCCUUUUAUCCGGAUGGUAUAAGUACAAAUCUGCAAGAUGUCUUUUAAUCCUUAACUGUAGGAGGGAUUAUAGGGAGUAAGGUAUUUUUAGAUUGAUUGGAAUAUAUAAACUUCAAAAUUUGCACCCUAAAUAGGAGUCCGUUGCCAAUGUUCUGGCCAAGGGAACAAUUUUUAAAUAGUGGGUGCUGGGGUAUUUAUCAGGGGAUUUUCGUCAAAAAGAAAUAUGUUGACAAAAAUGACAAAAAUUUGUCCCAAAUCUCUGUCAUUUGGGAACAAUAACUUUAUUUUUUUGCUUGUCAACCUGAUUCCCAGGGCGUGCUACCUAUGGUGAAUAACAUGCGCAGAAUCUCCACUUCACACAUGCAGGGCUAUGUUUUGUUUUGGAAAUAUUUUCGCACCGAUUAAGGUACACUACAGUGCGUAUCAAAAAAAAAGUUUACAGUUUGAAAAAGCCCUGGGAAUUAAAAAAUAUACAACAUGUGGGUAAUUUUUUCACAUAUAAUCUUGGGUUCGGGUCUCAUCUAUCUAAUGAAAUUAAAAGUUUUGACAGAAUGUUACACUUGAGUGAGCACUGUCCAUUUUUGUAGAGCUCGCAGAGAUCUGUUUGCGCAGAAAUGCUCGUUUUCACGCUGUGUAAAGGGGAAAGGGCGAAAUCAAACUUACCCUGCGAAACAUUUCUCAUCCAUUUCCCUUGCACUUUUAGUCAAUUGAAAUAAAACGUAUACAUUCAAGCAUUUUGUAACAAUUUUGCCACCCAAAUUGAAAUUUCAACACUUAGUAAGCACAACCUUUACCCUUUUUUUUGUGCCAGCUGGAUCCGAGGACAUAACUGAAUCUGAACAAAAGUUUAUAUCAGACAUCUCCAGCAUUUUUUCACUAAGUUUGUAUCAUUUAAAGUGGGUUUACAUUUCAUUUUUCAUUUAAUACUUGUUUCUCCACACUUUUCCCAAGCUUGACAAUGAUUAACAAAAUGAAAAUGAAGCCUAAGCCAUUUCAUGUAAAUCACAGCUCAGUGCUAAAGCAAAUAUCGUCACGAUGGCCUCGGUGUGUGGGGGAGUGGGGUGGGGCGCAAUGCACUCUUCGAAGUGUUUUGGGCAAGGAAACAACUUAAAAAAGGUAGAAUAUAUCAUAAAAUCAAUUUUACUAGCUAAAUUCCACGUGUUCUUCAUGAUUAAGGUCUACUUUUAUUCGCAUAACUAUUUCAAAGUUCUGCGCAAAUCAUUUUUUCACUAACUUGUCAAAAGUAAGUGGUGCUCACUCAAGCGGAAAUAUUUUUUGACAGUUAUAUCGUCAUUUGCUUAAAUGGAUAUGUACCAAUGUUCAAAUGUGGAAAAAUCUUCAGGAUAUUACAAAUAUAUAAUUUUACAGGAUUUUUUCUAAGUGUAAUUUUUUUUAAUACGCACUGUAGAGUAUGUGGGCAUUUCCGAGUGCGAAGAAUUACAUACGGUCGCAGCUUAUUUAUUAAGGGUGCAAGACUGCACACCGAAAAGGGUGCUGAUAUUGUAACAUUUGCAAAGUUGUUGUACAUCUAUGAAUGCUUUAUAAGGUACAUUAUAAUACGUAUUAGUAUAGCUCGGUUUAAUGAAAGUACUGAAGAUGUAUUUAUUUACAUGAAUAAUAUGUAAAAGAUAUAGCUUAUUUUUGUGUAGUUAAUUAAACUAUUUAAAGAGAAAAGUUAAUAACAUCAUUUACUUCUUGAAAUAAGAA
Molecule: messenger RNA, 4255 nt
Organism: Lytechinus pictus (painted urchin)
Lineage: Eukaryota; Metazoa; Echinodermata; Echinoidea; Temnopleuroida; Toxopneustidae
Exons: 3
Coding region: 1012-1632 (206 amino acids)
Source: RefSeq, a predicted model, not a curated record